AUGGCCGUCUGCCGCAUGGACUCUGAGGAAGUCGAUGGUCGAUGGGUUGGCCGGCAAAGGAGGGAGGGGUGCAUGCGCGUGCCGGAAGACUGCUGGGCGCAGGUGGUCCAGGCUUAUAAUGAUGGAUGGGCUGACCCUGUCGCUUGGGUCCAGUGCCAUGCUUGGAUUUUACAGUUUGAUGGGCGCUAUAGCCCCAGUCCAGCCCAGGUCCUGCAGAAACACCCCCCUGUCUCUGCCAAUACGGCAAUGAUGGGCGACGCUAGUAAGCGAGCAGCGGUAGGUGCCUUCGCGCAGCAUGGGGUAGCGGACAGUCUCAUGCCGGGAAAUGAUGUCCUAUGCUGCGAGGCUGCUCACCACAUCAUGGCCGGUCUGCGCGCCCAGGAGCAGGCGCGCCGUGGCCAAGGCUCGAUUGUCAUCACCUAA
Messenger RNA from Clonostachys solani, 423 nucleotides. The record is from the annotation of a GenBank genome assembly. NCBI's taxonomy places the organism in Eukaryota, Fungi, Ascomycota, Sordariomycetes, Hypocreales, Bionectriaceae.